AUGGCCGAGGCCGAAGUCGACGCCAGGGCCACGGGCGACGAGGGCCGCGGCGGCGGCGGCGGCAGCGUCGCGGAAGAUGGGCAGCCGGCGGCAGCGAAGUGGGGCGCCGUGACAGUCGUCCUGCUGGCGUUGCUGGUGGCCUCCGUGGCGGCGUUCCUGACGUCGUCGUUGCCGCUCGCCGGCGAGGGCGUCGGCAAGGGGGUGCAGGGAGCUGUCGGCAGGGCGGGGGAGGUAGCAGGGAAGCGCGCCGAGCCCGUCGAGCAUGCGGUCGGCGACGCCGUCGGCAUCCCGGGGUUCAACAGCCGGCUGGACGCGUUCCGCACCUGGGCGGCGCUGGCGUGGAUGAAGCUCCGGCGGCCGCGCGCCGACGAGCCCAGGUACGACGCCGCCGCCGCCUGGAGCGCCGGCUCUGUGGCCGACGCCGCGAAGAGGAGCUUCGAGAUGGGCAAGGAGACGGUGGAGCAGUCGGCGGCGACCACGGCGAGGGCCACGCGGGACGCCGCGGAGACGGCCAAGGAAAAGGUGAAGGGAGCAGCCUCGCCGCCCGACGGCGCUGAACUCUGA
This is a messenger RNA of Miscanthus lutarioriparius, 564 nucleotides long. The record is from the annotation of a GenBank genome assembly. Lineage: Eukaryota; Viridiplantae; Streptophyta; Magnoliopsida; Poales; Poaceae.